Messenger RNA from Leptidea sinapis, 8164 nucleotides. RefSeq lists its product as uncharacterized. NCBI's taxonomy places the organism in Eukaryota, Metazoa, Arthropoda, Insecta, Lepidoptera, Pieridae. Gene Ontology annotation, biological process: fatty-acyl-CoA biosynthetic process; long-chain fatty acid metabolic process. Gene Ontology annotation, cellular component: mitochondrion. The record is from RefSeq and is a predicted model, not a curated record. The coding region runs from base 428 to 2116 and encodes 562 amino acids. The transcript has 8 exons. Gene Ontology annotation, molecular function: long-chain fatty acid-CoA ligase activity.
GUGGAGUGUGGACGUGUUAGUACCUACAUAAUAUUUCGUCUGUCAUUUUGAUUGUGUUGUGAAUUUUAUCAACCGCUUUCUAGUUUUGUCAAUAUGACAUGUUUUUGGAUCUUAGAAUGAAUAUUAGAGAAGGAGUGCACUAAUUUUGUUGAGUAAAAGUAUUCUGUGCUUAUAAUAUUUUUAUCGGGUAUCGUAAUAAUCGUUAAUAAUUAUUUGUAUGCUAAUUAUUUUUGUUUAGUGAGUACAAAGUCUAAAGUCGUACGUAAAGUAAAGAAGAUAAUUAACUAAAACAUUCAGUUCAGUAUUAAAAUAAGAGGUCACAGUAGUGUUGUUUCAAAUUUGUUAUAAAUAUUAUUAAUUUAUUUCAAAGUGGGUACGCUGGGUAGGAAACCACCUUAAACAUUAUUGUUUUCAGAAAUUAAAAAUCAUGACAACAUUAAGAAAGGCUUUUAGUCAAGUAUUAAGAAAAAACAGUGUUUAUUCAACCUCCUUUUUACAUAACAGUACUGAUUCAAAAGUGUUAAAAUCUGUUUUCAAAGAUAUUGAAGAUGUAAAUUAUACUAUUAAUCAGUUUGUUUGGCAAAACUUAGAUAAAUGGCCUGAUAAAACCUUUACGGUUUGUGCAUCAACAGGUCAUGGGUACACAUAUGCACAAACACACAAAAUGUCUGUCCAGCUGGCUGCUUCGUUACGAUUGAAGCUAAAAUUACAGAAUGAUGACACAGUUGCAAUAAUUCUUCCUAAUGUGCCCGAGUAUCCAUGUGUGUCAUUAGGUGUUUUGGAAGCAGGUUGUAUUGCUAGCUUGAUGAAUCCGGCCUACACAGCAGAUGAACUAAAACGCCAGCUAGAACAAAUCAACUGUAAAGCGAUAAUAUCAUCAAAAUUAUCCUACAAAAAUAUCAGCGAAGCACUGAAGACUAUCAAACGUAAUGUACCAGUCAUAUUAAUUGAUAACGACGCUUUGCCCGAAGGCACUAUACGGUUCGCAGAGUUCGCGAAUGAUUUCAACGUGAACACAGAUUGUUUGAAAGCAGUUAAAAGAAGUGCGGACGAUGUUGCUAUAUUGCCGUUUUCCAGCGGCACUACGGGAUUCCCGAAGGCUGUUGUGUCGACGCAUCGGUCCAUUGUGGCUUUUAAUAAGAUGAUUUAUGAUCCAAACGUUAUUGAAGUUGAAGAGGCUACAGCAACAUAUCAGUCAGUGCUGCCGGGAGUUCUCCCCUUUUUUCACAUUUUCGGCUUCAAUGUCCUAAUGUUGAAUCUCAUGUGUUUGGGAGUGAAGCUAGUGACAAUAAGUCAUUUCAAACCUGAAGUGUUCUUGGAGACCAUUGUGAGGCACAGGACUCAGCAUUUGUACGCAGUUCCUCCUAUGAUAUUGUUCCUUGGCAAGCACCCUGCGGUCACACCAACCCACGUACAGUCUCUACGGUCCAUAGUAUGUGGAGCCGCAAGCCUUUCCAGCAACGAUGCUGAAGCUCUCAUCAAGAAAAAUAGGAACAUAAACUUCCGUCAAGGUUACGGUCUGACAGAGACUAACGGCGGGAUAUCGGUCGGACGGAAGGGCGAUAAAAACCUCACCGCCCUCGGGCAUGUCUUCGGUAGCUGCGAGGUCAAGAUUGCUGAUCUGGACACUCAAGAGACCCUGGGACCUGAUCAAGAAGGUGAGAUUUGGUUCCGUGGUCCGAGUGUAAUGCGUGGCUAUCUCAACAACGAAGAAGCGAACCGCGAAGUAUUCACUGAGGACGGGUGGCUCAAAACCGGCGACAUUGGGAAAUAUGACGAAAACAAAUAUCUGUAUAUCACCGAUAGACUUAAAGAGCUUAUUAAGGUCAAAGCAUUCCAAGUGCCGCCCGCAGAAUUGGAAAUGGUUCUACGGACACAUCCAAAGGUGUUAGACUGUGCAGUGAUCGCCAUCAAAGAUGAAAUUACCGGCGAGGCUCCGAAAGCGUUCGUUGUCACUAAGCCAAAACAAACUGUCGACGCCAAGGAGUUAAUGAAGUUCGUUAACCAGCAGUUAGCAACAUUUAAGAAGAUCAAAGAACUGCAGUUUGUGGACGAUAUACCCAAGAACCCGGCGGGUAAGAUAUUGAGGAGGGUUUUGAAAGAUAAAUAUUGUUAAAGGAGGUAUUGCUAGUUGUAAGAAAAAAUCAUUAUAUUAUUUUUUGUUACGAUGUUUUAAUAUGUUUUAUAUUUGCUUGUGUUUAUUAGAUUUUUGAGGAUUUAUAAAGGUUUGGGAAUGAUAUUAGGAUAUUGUAAGUUUAAGUUCUAUGGUAGGUAUAAAUAAAUAGGUUUUAUAAAUUUUAUAUUAAUUGUGUGAUGCAAAUUCAAAUUUUUUUAAUCGCAUAGAAAACAAAACUCCAUAACUCAUAUUAGUUAUUUAUGCAACUGUUGUGUAAUAAGGGGUAUUAAAACACGAACGUGGGUUUGUUACACGAGGUGAAGCCGAGUGAUAAUAGUUUCACAGACUGUUUUAAUACCUAAUUAUCAACAGUUGCAUACAACACUUUAUCUACACCCAUAAUAUGAAUCCUCUAUAAAAAGAUUCUGAAACAGUUAGCAUCAAUAUCAUCCAAAGGAGUGUUAUUAUGAAAACGGACGAUUUAAUGUUGUACUGAAUUUCAUUACAACACUCGUUUGGAUGAUAAGAUAAUAUAAACUUUAUUUGCAUUGAAUAGGUUUCAAUACAAGAUGGCAUUGUACAAAUGUUUACAGUUUGCUAUUCAGCUCUAUACAAAGCAUGAUACAAGUCAGAGAUUUACAAUUAUUUAUAUAUAUAAGAAAUUUAAAUAUCUAUGAUGUAAUGGUUAUUAAGACAUUGGGUGUUGUAAUGUUGGCAAUAAGCUAACUGUUUUAGAAUCUUAAAUAGAGGAUUUAAAGCAUGGGUGUAGAUAAAUAUAAUUAUAUAAUGAAUUAUUUAUCUAGAUUAGUGUAGCGACAGUAUAGAUUUCACCUUUCUCUAUAUUGUGGCUACGACAUAAGAUAUUGACAGUGUGAUUAGCUAAAUAUAUUGACUAUACUAGGUAUAUAGUAUAGUGUGAAGUAAUAGAAUAUACUAGAGGGAUUUUUAUCUAUUAUCAUCACGGUGUCGGAAAUUCACACUCAUUAUUUGAAUUUAAAUACUACCCUACAAUCCGCAAAUAAUUCGUUUGAAUCCACAAUUUUUGUGAGUAUAUAAUAAACAUAUACAAGCUGUUUAUAUUUUCGAAUCUAAGGUACUUAUAUAUGGCAUGACGCAAUAAUUCAUUGUAAAAUAUAUUUUGUUUCAUAUAACCAUUACAAAAUCUACAAUUUUUUACUUAAACAAAGAUCUGAUUUUUACUGACGUUUAUUCUCUAACGGCCGUUCCCAAUAUUCAGUCUAUCUCUUACUUGAGAUAAAAAAUCGUAACUAUCGUUGACUUUUCUUUCCCAAUAAACUUAUCGACGGUAACUCACCUUAUCCGUACGCGCUGUCUGUCAGUGGAACGACGUAUAACUUACCAGCGAUAGAUGUUUUUCCGGAAAUUGCAAUUCACUCGUCCCAAUAUAAGGCGAUAAGAAUGACUUAUCGGGUAUAUUGGGACAGCUUCAGAUUAUUGACAGCUAAUUACUGACAGUAGAAGGUAGUAAUUUAUCUCUAUCUGUAGAUAGUGUAUUGAGAACGGUCGUUAUAGACCUUUUUAGAACCCUAGAUAGAUUGUUUUUUAAUCAAAAUAAAUCGUUAAUAAUCGCGCGUACUUGUCUAUGGUGCUAUAUUAUGUUGGUGAUUUGGAAAUUUUAACAGUUUAAGUGACAGUUUGGGAACUAAAUGACGUCACAUGCCAUGAUUGGUCUUUCAGUGUCACAUGACUUGGACUAAUAAUUUUAUGUAAGAUUGUUCUCUAAAACAUGUUUAUUUUUAUAUAUAGUAUUAUUAUAUAUAGAAAUAUUUGUGUAUAUAAUAUAGAUAUUUUAUCGUACUUUUUCAUUUUUAUAAUAAUUGCAUACUUGCGAUACCACCUUGUCAAAUAUAAAAUAGAUUCUCCAUGUUUAGAUAUUAAUAAUCUGUAUAUAAUAAUAAUAUUACAAAUCACUGCCUGGAAAUAAACAAAGAAAAUUAUCAAGUUAUGUACAUACCUGUUCUCUUAGAUAAAUUAUACGUCUAGAUAGUCUAUUGCUGCUAGACAACCGAUGAAAACAGGCCAGGUUUAUUACUUUAGUGUGUGUGACAAGUUACGUCUUACAAUCGCGAUUUGUAUGUUUUUUUAUAUUAGUGUGCGUGUUUUGCUCAAAAGAGUUUAACAGUCAACCUCAAUAUUUUUUCCACGUUUUCACGGCUUUCAUAGUCAAUCUAGACGUAUAAAUGAUAAAAGCCUAUUUAAUGUUAUAAAAAGGAUAUUCUGUGAUAAAGAGGACCAAUACUUAUAAAUAUUUUUUUGUAAUUUUACUUAUUAAACGAUGCUUUAGUGAAGAUCUUAAAGUAUGUGCUUGUGAACAUGAUCCAUGCGAAUUAGGCUGAGAUCUACAGACCGAACUUAGAGUUUGCUCAGACUUUACAUACCUAAAACUUAGCUGAAUGUGAUAAAAAGCGAACUUGACUUUUGCAUUGGGCAAAUGACUAUAAUCACGGAAUCAAAGAUUAUGCAUGCAUACGGGCCAUGCAGGUCUUUCGGGAAAUCGUUGACUUGUGCCAGGAAAAACUAGUGUUUUCUAUCGAGUCCUCUCUUGAUAAGGUAGCGGAAUGGGGUAAAUUGAAUCAAUCAUUAAUCUUGUCCAAUUUAACCCACAUAAGACUCAAGUUUGUGCGUUUACCACAAAAAAAAACCCAUUUGUCGUAUCACCGCUCUUCGACAACACUUCCCAUAAAGCCUCGCCUAGUAUCGGAAUACUGGUCAUCAUCAAUCAUCGUCGUCUGGAGGGCAAAGAAAAAUUGGUUUCAAAGAACCUGGGCGUCGUAAAUAGAGCACGGCAAUACUUCAAGCCGGCCCACAUUCUGUCCAAAGUGCAUUCUGUACAAAGCGCAGGUCCGGUAACAUAUGGAGUAUUGUUGUCAUCUCUGGUCUGGCACACCCCAGUAUCAGCUCGAUCCAUUUGACCGCGUGCAACGCAGAGCAGCUCGAAUUGUCGGGGACCCAGUGCUCUAUGAACGGCUCGAUCACUUGGCGUUGCGUAGAGACGUCGUGUCAUUGUGUGUCUUCUACCGCAUUUAUCACGGGGAGUGUUCCAAAGUUCUGUUUCACCUGAUUCCUGCCGCCGAAUGACACCUUCGCUUGCACGCCACAAAUUAGGAUAUCAUCCUCACCAUCUGGAUGUGUGGUGGUCCUCCACAGUGCGGUUUUCAAGGAGCUUUCGUCCACAAACUACAAAACUGUGGUAUGAGCUUCCUUGUGCGGUGUUUCCGGGACGAUACGGCAUGGGUACCUUCAAAAAAAGCACAUACACCUACCUUAAAGGCCGGCAACGCUCUACGAUUAUUCUGGUUGCAAGAGAAUGUGGGCGGCGUGAUCACUUAACACCAGGUGACCCGUAUGCUCGAUUGUCCUCCUUUUCCAUAAAAUAAAAAAAAAAGUAAAAAAAUGUUAAGUUUACACACAGCUAAUAUUUACUUAAGCAAGGUCUUAGUACGAUCUAUAAAUCUCACACUUAGUCGAAGUAUGUAUUAACCUAUGCCUUAACAAUGUCUAUAAAGUGUAUGGACAUUAUAUUAUAUAUUAAGAUAAUUGUAUCAUAUUGAAAGUAACAUAAUGAAAUAGCUUACUAAAUGGUUUAUAUCGAAUAUAAUGAUACUGUUAGUGUUAAUUUUAUCAUAUUGUGAAGUUCGAAAACAAAAUUUUAUGCACGAUGCGGGACUCGAUCCCACGACCUUCGGCGUUCCGUGCCGGUGCUCUAACGUUCACUUAAGUUAAGCGUUCGAGUGACGUAUCGUCAUAAAAUCUUGUAUGCUUUUAAAAACAUAACAAAUUGUUGAGAUUUACAAGAGCGACAUCUCAAGUCAAUUUCCUAAUAUGCAAAUAUUGGGGUUGAGCAGGUUAUCAACUGUAAAGUAGAUCCUGUAGAUGAAGCCACAACCUGAGAGUUGAACAAAGCAUACAAGAUUGUAUGACGAUACGUCACUCGAACGGUGAGCUCAGUUGGUUAGAGCGUCGUUCAUAAAAUUUUAUUUGUGUAUUAAUCCUAGAAGUGAGGGUUAUCACUUUAAAAACAUUACAAAUCAUAUUGUGAAGAUUUUCUAUUUUUAUAUUCGUAGCAUUAAGUGUAUCUUUCGAAUAUUUUUGUAUAAUGUUUAAAGUAUCCCUAAAAUUAAUAUCUACAAGUUUUAUAUAAGUGAAAACUGUGUGCAAUCGAAGUAGUUUGAAUCGUCACUCUAAAUAUUUAAUUUAAAUUACUGAAUCUACCAUAUAUUCGGAAGUAGUUCUAUGUCUCAUAAACUAUUUUAGUUAGACGGCUUAAAUUUUAACAGAAUAAUAUUUAUUUCUUAACAAAAAACAACAAUAUUUUAGACAGAUCUUUUUUUACUUAUUUUUGCUUUAGUGCUUAUUGUAAAAAUGACACUUUUGUGAUAAAAAAAAUAUUGGACUUUCUUAUUUUCAGUAAACAGUGAUAUUUUUUUUAAUAAGUGAUUGUAAAUAUUUACCCCCUUAUUCAUAAUGGUCCGCUUACUUAAAACAGCCGCUAAGGAGUGUGUUUUCUCAUUCUGACUUAGGUCAAUAGAAGAAGACAGAGUGUGAAUUAGCAAUGCUUUAAGUUAGCAGUCUAUUAUGAAUAAGGGGAUUAGUCUAGAAAUUACCGUGUAAUAUUUUUUUUUUACCAAUUCGCACAAUGAGGACGAUGCAGAUUCAAAUAAGAAUCAAAUUCGAAUUUUUCAGAUUUCUUUGUCAAUUGAACUUUAAGUCUUUAUAGUAAUUAUUAUUUUUUUAUAUGAAAAUAAGGGACAAAACGAGCAGGACGUUCAGCUGAUGGUAAUUGAUACGCCCUGCCCAUUACAAAGCAGUGCCGCUCAGGAUUCUUGAAAAACCUCAAAAAUUCAGAGUGGCACUACAACUGCGCUCGUCAUCUUGAGACAAAAGAUGUUAAGUCCCAUUUGCCCAGUAAUUUCACUAGCUUACGGCUCCCUUCAGACCGAAACACAGACUUACUACAUGACAUAUUAACAGUAGCGGACAAAUUCAUAUGGAGUUUUGUAUUUACGGCUUUUAUCGACGUAAAUUUAUUGAAGUAGGCGUUACUUUGCGGAAAUUCAUAAUUAUACAAAUGAUUUAAGUUUUCUUUAGUGUUAAUUCUUACUUACUUACUUACUUCUUUCUUUUAAACUGACCGUCAAUCUCGUGCCAGAUUUUGGCGAGACAACACGAUGCCUCGUGUAGAGGCGAAACACGUGUCGAAUUGUUUAAAAACAAAUAUUGGCGGAUCAUUCCGCCAAUAUUUGUUUUCUUUAGUGCUCAUGCACUAAAGAAAACUUAAAUCAUUUGUAUAUUAUGGACGUCCUAACUUUACAACCAAUGUAAAGACUGUUUAUAACAUUACUAUUUUAUUAUGAAGUCGUUACGUUGGCAAGUGGGAGGCUCCUUUGCACAGGAUGCCGGCUAGAUUAUUGGUACCACAACGGCGUCUAUUUCUGCCGUGAAGCAGUAAUGUGUAAUCAUUAUUGUGUAGCCAUAGCUAGUGAAAUUACUGGGCAAAUGAGACUUAUCGUCUCAAGGAGACUUGUGGAAUUGUAGUGCCGAUCAGAAUUUUUGGGAUUUUCAAGAAUUUUGAGCGGCACUACAUUGUAUUGGGCAGGGUGUAUCAAUUACCAUCAGCUGAACGUCCUGCUCGUCUCGUCCCUUAUUGACAUAAAAAUAUAUAAAAUAUUCUGUUUGUCAAAACAGUACAGUUCGGCAAUAUUCAUUUUAUGCAAUUUAAAUUGAUUAUAAUAUACUUACCCCCUUAUUCAUAAUAGUCUGCUAACUUAAAGCAUUGCUAAUUCUCACUCUGUCUUCUUCUAUCGACCUAAGUCAGAAUGAGAAAACACACUCCUUAGCGGCUGUUUAAAGUUAGCGGACCAUUAUGAAUAAGGGGGUUAUUCUAUGAGGUGCUAUAAAUUGUUAUUUCGACUUUGAAUUUGUUUAUUAUUGUUGUUGAUAGCUUGUAUAUUAUUAUGUUUAUGAAGUUGUACUAUUUACAUGAUUUAAUACUUUUGUAAUCUCUAUUAAUAAAUCUUUUUAAAAGUU